AUGGCUGCGAGAAUUCUCUCACUCUUCACCAUCCUCUGUUGCUUCGCCUCCUCCCAUGGAGCGAGGCGGCUAGCCUUCUUUCCCUUCCCCUCUCCUCCUAUUCCCUUCCUGCCGUCGCCGCCCAACGUCGGUGGGGUCCCGCUGCCUCCCAACCCGCUGGUCCCGCCGCCGUCGCUGCUGCCGCCGAAUCCGCUUCAGCCGCCGCCACCGUCGGUCUUCCCUCCGAAUCCUCUGCAGCCGCCUGCGCCGCCGUCGAUCAACUUUCCUCCUAUUCCAUUUCUGGCGCCUCCGCCGCCACCACCGCCGGCGUUCCUGUUUCCUCCUGCGCCGUUGGUCCCGGUUCCUCGGGUCCCCGGCGUGCCGCCGGCCUCCUCCGGAGAGAAGAACGCCUCGCCGUGA
Zingiber officinale is the source of this 399-nucleotide messenger RNA. RefSeq names its product vegetative cell wall protein gp1-like. NCBI's taxonomy places the organism in Eukaryota, Viridiplantae, Streptophyta, Magnoliopsida, Zingiberales, Zingiberaceae. The record is from RefSeq and is a predicted model, not a curated record. Bases 1 to 399 code for a protein of 132 amino acids. The transcript has a single exon.